Pistacia vera is the source of this 1852-nucleotide messenger RNA. RefSeq lists its product as uncharacterized. Bases 459 to 1637 code for a protein of 392 amino acids. NCBI's taxonomy places the organism in Eukaryota, Viridiplantae, Streptophyta, Magnoliopsida, Sapindales, Anacardiaceae. The transcript has 2 exons. The record is from RefSeq and is a predicted model, not a curated record.
CCCUAACUACGUUCUCUCUCCUUCCCUCCUCUCUCUCUCUCUCUCUCUCAAUCUCUUCCCCUGCUCGCUCUCUCUCUCCGUUAGGGUUUCUCGAUCUCGUUUUUCGAUUAUCCGAUUCUCUGCCCGAGCUCGCCAGAUCAAGAUUCGUCGCUUUGUCAGUGGGCUGGAUCACUAACAGCACAUCCAAAACCUAAAUAUUGUUGGAGUGAUCAGCAGAGUCAAACCAUUUUGGUUUUGGUUGAUUUACAGGGUAGAUAUGGCUUUGUUGCAUAUGUUGGAAAACUGGAGCAGAUUGCCAUGUGAUUGCUCUCGGGGAUGAUGCUGAUUGGUAUCUUUUGAAUUUUUUAUUUGAAACUGCUGUUAUCAUCAUUAAUCCUGGGAAGGAAGCACAUUCAUCCCCUGAGGACCUUUUGUAUCCAUGCUGGCAGAGAGCAUGCGUGGAAUCUGUGCUUCGGGUAAUGCCCCUGACGAGAUUUGUUACCGAUGCUUUCGGUGUGGCGACAAUUUGUCUAGUUGCAAUCUUGAUUUUUCUGGGUUUGCUGUGCAUUGCUUACUUGUUUUACUUCCGCUCUCGUGUUCGUAGUCAAGAUUUCGUACAACUUAGUUAUUUUGGUGGCCCUUGGAUAAUCCGAAUCACGUUCAUUUUGUUUGCAAUCUGGUGGGGUUGUGGUGAAAUUGUUCGGUUAAGUUAUUUAAGACGUGAGGGAAAAGCUUUGAAUGCUCUUGACUUAAAAUGGCAGGAAAACGUCUGCAAAGGCUAUGUUGUCUCAAAUCUAGGGUUUGCAGAACCUUGCUUGUUCCUGACUCUUGUGUUUCUCCUCCGGGCACCAUUACAGAGAAUGGAGUCUGGAAUUCUAAGCCGAAAAUGGAAUGGAAAAACAGCCGCCUAUGUAUUUCUCUACUGCUUCCCAGUUUUCAUUCUUCAGCUCAUCAUUAUUCUAAUUGGACCCAGGUUACAGAAGGAUAAGAAUAACUUACAAAAGUUGCCCCGUUAUUUCACGAGUACUUCUGCUACUUCUGUGGAUAUUGCCCUGUGCACUUACCCUCUACUCAGCACUAUCCUUCUAGGGCUUUUUGCUACUGUCCUAACUGCCUACAUGUUUUGGCUGGGAAGGCGGAUUUUGCAAUUGGUCAUCAAUAAGGGUUUGCAGACAAGGGUUUACACAUUAAUAGUCUCAGUUUCCAGUUUCCUUCCUUUAAGGGUUCUUUUACUUGGUUUAUCUGUUUUAUCGAAACCAGAAGAUGUUCUGUUUGAAGUUCUUGCGUUCUUUGCUUUUCUUGCCCUUUUAUUUUGUGCUGGGGUCUGUAUUUUUAUGCUUGUAUACUGCCCGGUUGCGGAUUCUUUGGCUCUGGGGAAUCUACAGGACUUGGAGGCUAGGAGAAGAUUUAUUGAUGAUCAUAAUGACACCAUAUCUCUUGUUGCUAACCAGUGCCACACUGAUGAAAGUCUUGAAAUUAGCCCUGGGAGAAACUCUGACACCUCGACCAAGCGCGGGUCCAUCUCUUUUCGCAUGUUGGGAAGAGAUGGGACUUCCAGUAGCCCCUAUGUGGAACUGAGUCUCUUCUCUCCCAGCUGCAAUGCAACACCACCAGGAUCACCUCCGCUUCUGGGCUGGCCUAUGCGCCAGCCGGGAUAGGUUUAUGAACCUUAAAAGCAAGCAAGAACUCGCGGUGAAUAUCAAUUUUGUGGAAAAGAAAAAAAACUGAUUGUAAAGGCUUUAGCUUCAAUAAGGAGUUUUUAUUCUUGGUUUGUGUUUUUCUUUUUUUCUUUUACUCUACAUUUAGAUAUCAUGGUUUUUGCUUGAUGGGAAUUUAUGAUCUUGUUAUUUUUCUUUGUGUAACAUUUCUAAAA